AUCCUUCACUUCUCGGCCGCAGCCGCCGGGCCCCACCAACAUCACCAAAAACUGCAACAGCCGUACCGUACUUCUGUACAGUACGCGCUCCUCCUCAUGGCCACGGAUUGGGGCAAUUACAAGAAUUACCAUGGACCGUCAAGCCAAAUCCCAGGUUCUGCCACCGCAAUGCAUUGCCCGGAUGCCCGCCUGGCCCUGCUGGACAGCCUGGUUCCGGGACUAUUCGCCGCCAAGCACAUCCUCGACAUUGGCUGCAAUACGGGCAACGUGACUUGCCAACUGGGUAUGUGAGCCGGGAUCCCCUCCCAGCCAUGCAAGCGAUUAUUGCGUUCCCUACUGAUAUCCAAUCCACCCGCAAAGGCUUCGACUUCGCUGCCGCUUCCGUCACAGGAGUCGACAUCGACCCGGAGCUGGUCCAGCAAGCUGAAAACUCCUUCGCCUUGCGUGCCUCUCGCGUACGCCCAGCGACCAGUGACUCCGAACGCAUCGUGGAUUACUUCCCCAUCUCCGUUGUGCUGGAGCACGGUUACCGCUUUGAACCACGAACCAAUAUCGCCUCCCAACAAGAUUCCGAACUCGCCACGUUCCCCGAGUGGCCGCGUGUGAGCUUUUUCUCCGGCGAUUGGGUCACAUCAGCAAACCGGGCUACCGAAGGUCCAUACGACGUGAUCCUGGCCUUAAGUGUCAUCAAAUGGAUACACCUGGAGCAUGGCGACGACGGCCUGGUGACUUUCUUCCGCAAGUGUGCGUCAUCGCUCGCUCCCGGCGGCUAUCUCGUUAUCGAACUGCAGCCAUGGAAAUCGUAUGAGAGAGCUGUUCGCCCUGGCGUUGCCCCUCACUUCAUGGAAAGUUUCCGCAAGUUGAAGUAUCGCCCUGAAACUUCCUUCUCUGCUUUAUUGCAAGAGCACGGGCUCCACCUCUGCAACGAGUCCGACGCCCUCCCCCGUCGGAUCUCCGUCUACCACAAAGCAUGACAUGCGGUGCCAGGACCAUCUCGGCUUGACACCCGCACUACUAUGUGACAAUCGUCACUGCUGGAACUAUGCCUCUCUUCAUGUACUCUGUAUCGG
Molecule: messenger RNA, 1070 nt
Organism: Westerdykella ornata
Lineage: Eukaryota; Fungi; Ascomycota; Dothideomycetes; Pleosporales; Sporormiaceae
Product: Bin3 family protein
Exons: 2
Coding region: 312-974 (220 amino acids)
Biological process (GO): snRNA modification
Molecular function (GO): O-methyltransferase activity; RNA methyltransferase activity; snRNA binding
Source: RefSeq, a predicted model, not a curated record